CAACACCAGAGUAUAACUCACCUUCCUGCUUGUUGUUUUGAUAUAUGGUGCAAUAAUGGAUGAGGAUCUACAAGUCAUGAAGAAAGAUGUUGCCGGAAGUGGCGACACAAAUCUAGACGAACCGGAAGUUAUCAUUACCAGGUUUGGUGGUAACCCGGAUGAACAGGAGCAUUGUCACGUGACUAACAUUUCUAACGGGAAUAUUGAAGAGCAGAGGAAGACGCAACCAGACGAAGUAAGAAUAUCGAUUUCGGAGCCUGAUGAGAAGGAAGAUUUGACAGUCGUUGCCAAUGGCCAACACCAAUCCAGCAAUAACUUACGCAUUGAGGAGGAUGCCCAGGCUCGUAAACAAAGCUGUAGCAGCAAUGGGACUUCCUCGUGGAGGCUUAGCACUUUCCAAGGAUGGACAAUAGACGAUGUGAAGUGGCUAGAAAAGUCGGAGGCAAGAUUUCAAGAAGUGGCCGGAAACAAAGGGCAUAUUACUUUUGAUCAGUUCACCAAAGCGCUUGGACUGAAAAAGACAUCUUUCUACGCGGAGAGAAUUUUCAACCUCCUCGACCAGGACAAGAAUGGCACGAUCGAGCUGGGUGAACUGUUUGACGGUCUACACAUGCUCACUAAGGGAACGCCAACAGAAAAACUCAAGUUUUUAUUUGACUUGUAUGACAAAGAUGGCAAUGGUUAUAUAGAUCAUACGGAACUACGAAAUGUUUUAAAGGCCUGCAUUGAAGAAAGCUCCAUGUCAAUGACUGAUGACAAUUUUGAAGAUCUAGCAGACGCCAUGUUUGCUACGAUGGAUAAAGAUGACGAUGGAAUGAUAACGUUUGAUGAACUGAAAGAAACGCUUGAAAAGCAACCGGAAGUUCUGAAUAAUCUGACGAUAGGUGCUGCACAUUUAUUGCGGCCUGCUGAGACUGACUACAGUGGGGCUUACAGUCGUUAUCUAACGAAAGAUUACCUGAUUAACAACUAUCGCAAAGUGGGUUACUUUUUUGUAUACUGGACUCUCAACAUCGCGCUGUUUGUCCUAGCAAUGUGGCUCUACAGGGACUCGAACAAAUGGAUAAUGGUAGCUAGAGGCGGGGGGUUAUGUUUGAACUUCAAUUGUAUGUGGAUCUUAGUACUGAUGUUACGUAACUGUUUAACCUACAUCCGUAUGACAGUAUUGUCGCACGUGCUACCUCUAGAUCAACAUAUAAUGUUCCAUAAAAUGACAGCAAUCGCCAUCGUCAUCUUCGCUACAGUGCAUACAUUUGCACACAUAGGAAAUGCAGCAAUUGUUGCCGACGUGAAUGUCAUGGAAAUGUGGGAAGUGUUGUUCACAGUGAAGGCGGGGGUUGGUUACGUUGGUGGCAGUGCUUUCAUCACGGGUUGGCUGUUAGACAUCGUCCUUAUAAUCAUUGUGAUUUGUUCUCUACCUUCUGUUAGACGUGGUGGACAUUUUCAGGUUUUCUACUGGACCCAUCUUUUAUAUGUUCCAUUUUGGAUUCUCGUCAUUUUACACGGUCCCCUUUUUUUGGAAAGGGUUUUUUGUUGGGCCCCCGGGAAACACUUUUUCUUUUGGGAGAAAAUAUCAAAGGUAAAAAAGCUUUAAAGUUUAGUGGAAAACAGGGUUAAAACAUUCUUUAAAGGGAAAGUCAAUCUGUUACCAUCCAGGGUAAUACAUUUGGUGAUUGAUCGACCGGUGAGUUUCCGGUACAAACCUGGUGACUACCUGUUUAUACAAAUUCCGGUGAUAGCGACACACGAAUGGCACCCUUUUACCAUUAGUUCGGCACCGGAAAUGGAAGGACAUAUUUGGCUGCACAUUCGUUCAGCAGGUCACUGGACCAACAAACUUUAUGAUUAUUUUGAAAGCCUUGAAGAUUUUGAUUGCGAGGAAGACACGAAGAUAGAGAAAGAAAAUAGCAAUACCUUUCAAGAAUUUGAAAAGGCCUAUGUAAAACGUGCGACCAUGAUGAACUCCAUGACUUUCCGUACCAAAACAACAUCAAAGCGAAAUUGUAACCAUAAAAAAGUUUCAAUAAAGUGUUUUCUGGACGGACCUUAUGGGACAGGGACCAGAGAGGUUUUUGAUACCAACCAUGCCAUUUUGGUUGGUGCUGGUAUAGGGAUCACACCCAUGGCCUCAAUACUACAGAGUGUAUGGUAUAAAUUCAGUGCAACAAGACGAGAAUGUCCACAGUGCCAGCACGCUUGGUUACCUGAUGAAAGCAACAUGAAACUUAAAAAGGUUGAUUUUAUAUGGGUGAAUCGAGAUCAGAAAAGUUUUGAGUGGUUCGUCUCGUUACUGAAGCAAAUUGAGCACGAGCAAAAUCAGCACGAUAUACUAGAAAACCGGAUACAGAUACACAUGUAUAUGACGUCAGCACAGAAGAAAACGGAUAUGAAAGGGAUUGGCUUACAGGUUGCACUUGAUCUCAUGUAUGAAAAAAGUAAGACGGAUCUCUUAACCGGACUGCGAACCAAAACACAACCGGGGAGGCCCGACUGGGAAAAGAUUUUCAAUGACGUUAAGCUUGAAAAUAAUGGAAAAGUGAAAGUAUUUGUAUGUGGUCCACCAACACUUUCCAAAUCAUUGAAACAAAUUGCGACAAAUCAUAAAUUUUCAUUUUCAAAAGAAAACUUUUAAAAUAGAACAUUACCGUGGAUUGUAAAAACAAUGUGAUUGAAGCCAUUACCUUACGUAUAGAUUAUAAAUUGCUUAAAUAUAACUUGACCAUUGUGGAAAAAAGAAAGCAGCUUCUUGGACAACGAAUUAUUUCGCAUCCAUUGCUACAUUUGGAAAUUGCUUACCUGUAUAACGCUCAGCAAAGCACUUUUCGCGUACGUUAUUUCAUUUGGAAAAAUAUAUUUUAUUCUUUUAAUAAAAUAUCAUUACAAGUAGAUGACAUGGAUUGAAUUACAUCUCCCAGAUCUCAAGAAUGUAUCUUUUGGGGCGGAGCUUGAAAACUUUUAAUUAUACAGAAGGAACUGUAUACAUAUUGGGGUGGAGCUUUAAACUAUACCUUAUCUG
Molecule: messenger RNA, 3016 nt
Organism: Ruditapes philippinarum (Manila clam)
Lineage: Eukaryota; Metazoa; Mollusca; Bivalvia; Venerida; Veneridae
Product: NADPH oxidase 5-like
Exons: 18
Biological process (GO): superoxide anion generation; defense response
Cellular component (GO): NADPH oxidase complex; plasma membrane
Molecular function (GO): calcium ion binding; superoxide-generating NAD(P)H oxidase activity
Source: RefSeq, a predicted model, not a curated record